Nannospalax galili (Upper Galilee mountains blind mole rat) is the source of this 2196-nucleotide messenger RNA. It is a transcript of the gene Arhgap18, whose product is annotated as Rho GTPase activating protein 18. Gene Ontology annotation, cellular component: cytoplasm. The record is from RefSeq and is a predicted model, not a curated record. The coding region runs from base 1 to 2076 and encodes 691 amino acids. Gene Ontology annotation, molecular function: GTPase activator activity. The transcript is spliced from 15 exons. Gene Ontology annotation, biological process: regulation of small GTPase mediated signal transduction; regulation of actin filament polymerization; signal transduction. Lineage: Eukaryota; Metazoa; Chordata; Mammalia; Rodentia; Spalacidae.
AUGAGCAAGUUGCCAGGCGAGGCAGGAACUUCUUUCCCCUCAGUGUCAGGAUCUCAGAAAUAUGCCCCUUCUCUCACCAUGAACUGGCUGUCGGGUUCCCAGGGAGUUGUACUAACCGCCUAUCACCCCAGCGGCAAGGACCAAGCUGUGGGGGAGAGCCAUGCGAAGGGAGACGAGGAAGCCACCUGCAGUCGCAGAUAUGGCCAAUACACCAUGAACCAGGAAAGCUCUACCAAAGUUACAGAGAAGCCUCCAUUUGAUCGAUCAAGCUCCCAGGACUCCUUGGAUGAACUAUCUAUGGAGGACUAUUGGAUGGAAGUAGAAAAUAUCAAGAGGUCUAGUGAAAACGGACAAGAAGAUCAAGAGGUGGUGGUUGUCAAAGAGCCUGGUGAGGGUGAACUGGAAGAGGAAUGGCUCAAAGAGGCUGGUUUGUCCAAUCUCUUUGGAGAGUCUGCUGACGACCCCCAAGAAAGCAUGGUGUUUUUAUCCACACUGACCCGGACACAGGCAGCAGCUGUUCAGAAAAGGGUAGAAACAGUCUCCCAGACCUUGAGGAAGAAAAACAAACAGUACCACAUUCCUGACGUCAGAGACAUAUUUGCUCAACAGAGAGAGUCAAAAGAAAAAUCUCCAGAUGGCUCAGAAUUGCAGUCAGUCAGAACAAACGAAAACAAACACCAAGGAGAAGACGACCAGGCACAUGGCAAGGUUGUUGAUGCUAAGGAGCUGAUCCCAAGUGUGCCUGAGGACACACCCGCCUCUGAAACAGACAUCAACCUGGAAGUGUCAUUUGCUGAGCAAGCAGUCAAUCAGAAAGAAAGCUUCAAGGAUAAGACCCAGAGAAGCAGAAGGAAUGAUGCCUCAUUACCUAGUUUCAGACUGCCAAAAGAUAAAACAGGAACCACAAGGAUUGGGGACCUGGCACCCCAAGACAUGAAGAAAGUUUGCCGCCUAGCCCUGGUUGAACUGACUGCCCUUUAUGAUGUAUUGGGUAUUGAACUCAAACAACAGAAAGCUGUGAAAGUCAAAACAAAAGACUCUGGUCUUUUUGGUAUUCCAUUAACUGUACUGUUGGAACAAGAUCAAAAGAAAGUGCCUGGAACUCGAAUACCCUUGAUCUUUCAAAAACUGAUUUCUCGAAUUGAAGAAGGCGGUCUGGAAACUGAAGGCCUCUUACGAAUACCAGGAGCUGCCAUAAGGAUCAAGAAUCUUUGCCAAGAACUAGAAGCAAAGUUUUAUGAAGGGACUUUCAACUGGGAAAGUGUCAAACAGCACGAUGCUGCUAGCCUGCUAAAGCUUUUCCUCCGGGAGCUGCCCCAUCCUCUGCUCAGUGUGGAGUAUCUCAAAGCCUUCCAGGCUGUCCAGAAUCUUCCAACCAAGAAGGAGCAACUGCAAGCCUUGAAUCUCCUUGUCAUCCUCCUGCCUGAUGCAAACAGAGACACGCUGAAGGCAUUGCUCGAAUUCCUCCAAAGAGUCAUAGAUAAUAAAGAGAAAAAUAAAAUGACAGUCGUGAAUGUUGCAAUGGUCAUGGCCCCAAAUCUCUUCAUGUGCCAUGGGCUGGGUUUGAAGUCCACAGAACAGCAAGAAUUUGUGAUGGCAGCUGGGACAGCAAAUACCAUGCACUUACUGAUUAAGUAUCAGCAGCUUCUCUGGACGAUUCCAAAGUUUAUUGUAAACCAAGUGAGGAAGCAUAAUACUGAAAAUCAAAGAAAGGAUAAGAAAGCCAUGAAGAAAUUGCUGAAGAAAAUGGCUUAUGACCGAGAAAAAUAUGAGAAGCAAGAUAAGACUGCAAGUGAUGCUGAUGUUCCUCAGGGAGUGAUUCGAGUGCAAGCUCCCCAUCUUUCGAAAGUUUCCAUGGCAAUACAGCUAACUGAAGAACUAAAAGCCAGUGAUGUACUUGCCAGGUUUCUCAGCCAAGAAAGUGGGGUUGCCCAGACUCUCAAGAAAGGGGAAGUUUUUUUGUAUGAAAUCGGAGGAAAUAUUGGGGAGCGCUGCCUAGAUGACUGCACCUACAUGAAGGACUUGCACCAGCUGAACCCAAAUGCUGAGUGGGUCAUAAAGCCCAAACCGGUGUAGAAGACAAACGCUCCCGCUAACCAGAGGACUAAUAUCAUCAUUCUUGCUGGGUCAAGAGUGUAAAUAAAGAGACAGCAGUUUCCUUAUUAUUCAACUGUACCCAAUUAUUAUGAAGUGACA